GAAAGCUACAGAUUAGGGGCUUAGAAAAAUUAAAAAAAUUAAAUUUUUACUUCUGACUAACACGGUAUUGAACCUUUUAAUGGAAUAUAUGUACAAUAAUGAGUGAAACAUGGUUUUCAGUUUAGAUUCUCUAUGUAUUUUAUGUACUGCACCCUAGUUUUUCCGACUGGAGCAGCUCCUUUAAAUGAACGAACAAACAGCAGAGCCAACGGAGGAUUACGCUGCCAAUGGACAGUGACUGCACCCCGCCAUCCCGAGUCGAGUUGAGUAAACAAGCGGCGCGUCCUUGUCCACUUUUAGUCCUGCCACCCGCACUUGCCCCUUCGAGUGUUAAUUGUGUGCGUGAUUUAAGCUUUGGCGGGGCAGGGGAGCCAGUCGAGAUCCGGAGCCACCCACCCGACCAUUUCGAAUAAUUGCUUUUUGAUUGAGUUCAAUGCUGCGGAGGCUUUCCUCUGCGCUAACUUAAAUUUGAAUGUCCAAUUUAAUUGCACCCGUCGAGCGAAGCGCAUCCAGGCAUUUUCUUUGCUCCACAGUGGAGCCAUGUUCUAUCCACUGGAACUGCCCAGAGUGCGUCGUCCACUUUACAGGGAUUACGGCGGCAAAUCGGGACUCAUUCAGACGCAGCAGGAUGCCAGGAAGGGCAGGCGAUUGGGUAAACUGUGGCACUUCAUGCUGCCAUAUCUCAAGGACUACGCAGCGGAGUCCUCCGUGCACGGCAUACGAUAUCUGGCCGAUCCCAAGAUGAGGAAGUUCGAGCGAGUGAUUUGGCUGCUGAUCUUGGUGGCCACCAGCAUAGGUGCCAUAGUGGUUUACGUGGACCUCAACGAACUGUACCAAACGGUGCGCAUACAGACCACCAUUAAGAACACGAUGCUCCCGAUUUUCCGCAUACCAUUUCCCUCGAUUGGGUUCUGUCCAAGGAACCGCCUGAACUGGAGGGCACUGGAGAACGAGGCAGUUCAUCACUUCCUGGGCGCCAACGUGUCUGCUGCCCAGAAGGACGUCUUCGUAAAGUUCUUCACUGCGGCAGGCGAUCCACACUUGUCGCGCCUGAAUGAAAUGUCCAACUUCUUUAUGAAUAAAACUCUGACUGAUGAGCUCCACAUGCUAGACCAUCUCGACCUUCGCGAGGUGUACAAGUUCAUCCAGUUUAAGUGCCAGGACUUGUUUCACAUCUGCCGCUGGCGGGGAAACGAAGUGAACUGUUGCGAGGUCAUUGAAUAUCAGUUCACAGAGGCCGGCUUGUGUUUCGUCUUCAACACGGAGAUCAGUCCGGCAUCGCGACAAAAAGCUAAGGAGGACAAAUACUAUCCCCUGCGCACGCCGCAUUAUGGCGAGGGCACUGGCCUGGAUGUCUUCAUACGCCUCAACAGAUCCUACAUUCGUCCUGGCAAGCGGGGCAUCAACGUGAUGAUCAAGCAGCCGCAGCAGUGGAGCGACGUGGUGCGCCAUGUGCCACAUGAAGCCCACACCAGGAUCAGCAUAACUCCGCGAUUCACAGUGACGGAUGAACGAACCCGGGCGGUGACGCCGGAGGUCAGGAGAUGCAUCUUUGGCGAUGAGGUCGACAAUCCGCAGUACAAGAAUUUUCCGGACUUCCAGUACUGGGUGGGGAACUGCCGCAGCAGGUGCCAUCAGGAACAUGUCAUCAAUCUGUGCAAGUGCUCUCCCUCCAUCUUUUUUCCCGUCUCUGAUAAAGAUAACUUUACUACUUGCAAAGCCUCGGACUUCAAGUGCCUCUACGACAACAGAGUUACCUUCAGCAUUGAACGGCAUCCCGAGGAGGACGACUUUGUCAGGAACCCCUUCAAGGAGAGCAUGAUCUGUGACUGCUUCACCAGCUGCACUCAGCUGGUUUUCGACCGCGUUUACACCACCACCACUCUGGACAAUAAUGAAACGGACACUGAGGCGGGUACAAUGCGCCUGGAUAUUUUCUUCCAGUCCGGCUGGUUUAUCCAGUACCAAACCGUCAUGAGAUUUACCUUUGUGGAACUACUGGCUAGCUUUGGUGGCAUAAUCGGCCUGUUUUUAGGCGCCUCCUUACUGAGCGCCUUUGAAUUGGCCUACUACUUCUCAAUUGGGCUCUACUUGUACAUUCGUGACAAGAGAAAAUUAAAGAAGCCGGAACCUCACGUUGUAACUAUUCCAUUUGGCCAGCGAAAGAUAACACCCAUUAAGUUUUGACAUUAAACAUUUAAUAAAUACAGCACAUCGAUCUGAAACCAUCAUUACCACACAUUUUUUCUGUACUUAAAGGGAUGCCUG
Messenger RNA from Drosophila teissieri, 2268 nucleotides. RefSeq names its product pickpocket protein 19 (gene ppk21). Bases 541 to 2187 code for a protein of 548 amino acids. Gene Ontology annotation, molecular function: ligand-gated sodium channel activity. Gene Ontology annotation, biological process: sodium ion transmembrane transport. The record is from RefSeq and is a predicted model, not a curated record. NCBI's taxonomy places the organism in Eukaryota, Metazoa, Arthropoda, Insecta, Diptera, Drosophilidae. Gene Ontology annotation, cellular component: membrane. The transcript has 7 exons.